AUGCCCUUCCUUUUAAAAUUACAACUUGACCCUUUAGGAAAUAAUUGCAGACAGGGUCCCCCAAUAACUUUAAUUGCAGAGGAACCCCCCAUUAAUGCCAAUUCCAUGAAUAAUAAUACCACGGCACUUCUCGAAGCCAAGUUGCAAGCAAUAUCAUCACAAGGAAUGCUGGCAACUUCAAACAAGACCACUGAUCCACCAUCGACAUCACCAACAAAGUCAUUUUUGCAUGAAGAGUUGGAAAGUUCAAACCAAAGUUCAGCAAGAAAAGAAUGGCCAUUAACGGAUUUGGAGAAAAAAGUUGCAGGAUUGACCCAAGUGAGCCAAGAAGGGAUAUCAGGUAUUGAUACAGUUCAGUUAAGCAGAAUGCCAUCUCUGGACAUGGACACCAUCUGGGAUGCGCUUCUAGUUUCAGAUUCAUAAAAUCGUGAUUCAUGUACAUAAUAAACUCCACGAGUUCUCAUGUUUGUGUUGAUUCAGGUUAUCUUCAUUAAAC
Messenger RNA from Olea europaea var. sylvestris, 496 nucleotides. RefSeq names its product ethylene-responsive transcription factor ERF062-like. Lineage: Eukaryota; Viridiplantae; Streptophyta; Magnoliopsida; Lamiales; Oleaceae. The record is from RefSeq and is a predicted model, not a curated record. The transcript is spliced from 2 exons. The coding region runs from base 1 to 423 and encodes 140 amino acids.